This is a messenger RNA of Olea europaea var. sylvestris, 2169 nucleotides long. RefSeq lists its product as uncharacterized. Gene Ontology annotation, biological process: developmental process; regulation of DNA-templated transcription; DNA-templated transcription. NCBI's taxonomy places the organism in Eukaryota, Viridiplantae, Streptophyta, Magnoliopsida, Lamiales, Oleaceae. The record is from RefSeq and is a predicted model, not a curated record. The transcript has 5 exons. Bases 1 to 1971 code for a protein of 656 amino acids. Gene Ontology annotation, cellular component: nucleus. Gene Ontology annotation, molecular function: ATP binding; protein dimerization activity.
AUGGCAAUGCCGAUCACUCCACCAUCGACUUUAUCAAAGGAGACUACCAAAAAUAGUAGUCCAAGUCCUUCACAAUCUUCUUUCGGUCUUUCUAAAAAGAUUCCUUCUAUUUUUAAAGCUAAACUUAUGCAAAAUAUGCAAUCUGAGAAGAAUGAUUUGGUUGAUUAUUUGUCUGAUCGUUGUGAAGAUUUGACCAAUCCCAAAUUUGACAUAUUAGUAUGGUGGAAAUUGAAUGAGCACAAGUAUAAAAUUGUCUCCAAAAUUGCCAAAGAUGUAUUAGCAAUUCAAAUAUCCACAGUCGCUUCAGAGUCGGCAUUUUCCAUGAGUGGUUGGAUUCUUGAAUCAUUUAGGAGUUCAUUGAGUGCAAAGAUGAUUGGGGCCUUAAUAUUCACGGAGAAUUGGUUGCAUAGCAGUAAUGAACCUAUACUAUUUCGUCAAUAUUUGGAUGAGGUAGAGGCAUUGGAUGACUCGGAGAAAGCUAUAGAAGGAAGCGGUUUGGUUUGGCUUUUAUGUAUUUCCAACGCAAAAAGCUGUACCUGUCACGACACCCUGUUUAAUGCGUAUACAAAUACACAGAGUGCAGAUUUUGCUUUUCCACAGUUGCCUGCAGUUUCAGAAUUCAGACUCCCUGUUUCCCAUGAAAAGGGUAUUGAUGCAGAAAGUAAGAAAAGGGAAGAAUCGUCAUCAUUAGUUAAGCUUGAACUUGGAAUUGCUGGAUGUGGACACAUAAACCCCGUGAGACAAAAACAAGAAAAGGCAGAGUCUUCGUUCACUGCAGAACAAUUACGGGAGCUGUACUAUCAGACUCUUGUUUUCAAUUUCAUAGCUUAUGGUCUCCCUGUGCCCUUUCACUUCCUUUUACCCAUUUGGAAGAGUAUAUUUCAGUCCGAUCCCAGCUUCACAGGUUUCAGUAUUCAGAAUUCGGAUCAUGGGAGUAUGAUGGAUCCUGAACUGGGAAGGUGUAGAAGAACUGAUGGAAGAAAGUGGAGGUGUAGCAAUAAUUCUCUGCCAAAAGAGAAAUAUUGUGAGCGGCAUAUGCACAGAGGUCGUAAGUGUUCAAGAAAGCAUGUGGAACGUUCUAAAUCUGACGCCGAUAAUGAAAUCCUUACAUCCAACAUUAUAAAUAUACCUUCUAAAACUAUCUCAGAUCCCAGUUAUGAUACCCUUACACCCGACAUCAGAAUUAAGCCUAUAAGUUCUUCUAUCCCAUUUGACCUUGAUCUCACCUUCUCGUCUUCCAAUCCUAGCAAUGGUGUUCCAGCAAUCAAACAUGGAAGCAACAAAAAUCAUGACUUUAUUCAACCAACCAUCAAGGCCUGCAGGCAUAAUGUUGAACUUAAGAACAAUCUCAAUGGUGAUGCUUACAAUGCCGCUACUAUCACCCCCACCAGGGCUUCUGGCAAAGAGGCUAUUGGAAAUAGCAGCAUGAAAAACGGAAAUCAUGACUCUGAAGGCAAGGAUGCUGGCUUUAACAAUGUCAAAGCCAGGAAAGUCCAGAUCAGAAACAAUAAUGUGUUUGAGAACAAUUAUGCUGGUUCCAAUUCUCCUGGAUUUGGUGUUUCCCGAGAUAGCAUUCUUCAAAGUGUUAGCAGUUCAAGAUGUGUUACCUUGGGCUCGCUUAAGGAGACCCUCACAGAAGCUGAACCACACAGAUGCAAGAGAACGGAUGGUAAAAAGUGGCGAUGCAGCAAGGAUGUUGUUCAGGGUCAAAAUUACUGUAAUUCGCACAUGCAUAGAGGGACCAAAAGGAUGGUUUUGGAUUCAGAAUUGGCUAACGGAGCACGGUUUACUUCUCAGAGUGGUUGCACUUCUCAGGCCAUACCAAAAGUCGCCUAUGGCAGCAUCAACUUGAACGCCAAACCGGCAAGCCCUCAAGAAUUUACUGAAAAUAAAUCUACCAGCAGUAGUGAUGCAACCACCAUCACCGAUGAAAAUGUCAGCACUUGUUAUACACUGGCUAUCUCUCCAUAGUGGUAAUGGACGGACAUGUUAUCUUGAAGUUUAUUAUUAUUUCUUGUUGGCCUGAGAUGUCUUCUGGUGUGUGUGUAUUGAUGAUAUACUUGUUGCAGUGGCUGGUUUAAGUAAGAACGAGGGAGGAUUCUUCUGAACUGUAUCAAAUACUAUCAACCCGUUUAAAUUAUUAUAAUUAAAGUGGAGUUGGUAAUUAAA